AUGGGUGAAAUAGUUCCUAAUUAACUUUUUGUAGCAGGAUAUAGUCGUAGUAAAGUAUCUGAUGAUAAAGCUGUAAAAGAUAUCUUCAAAAAAUAUGGAGUAAUAAAAGAUGUGGCAUAUAAAGGAUCUUACUCAUUUGUAGUAUGAUGUUAUUUUGAUAAUUAAGACUUUUAGUAGUGAAUAAGAGGCAUAAGAAGCAUUAAAAGCAACAAAUGGAUUAACUUAUAAUGGUUAGAAAUUGAAAGUGGAUAUUGUAGAAAACAAAAAAGGAAGAAAGAAUGGACCAAAUGAAGAAGAUAAAUGUUUUAAAUGCAAUAAAGGUGGUCAUUGGUAUGAAAAUAUUGUUAUUUUUUAAAGGGCUCGUAAUUGUCCAAAUGAAAGAUCACCAAGAAGACAUAGUAGAAGAAGAUCAAAUUCACGAUCUAAGUAUUUAAAAUUAUUAAAGUGUUAGAAAAAAUCAUAGAAGAUCUGAUUCUAGAUCUUAUUCUUCUUCACAUUCAUCAUCUAGACGAAGACGAUAUCAAAAUAGAAGAAAGAGACAUAGCAGAAGUCCAAGAAAAGAAGCAAGAUAAAAAAAAAGAAGUAUUAGUCCAAAAAGAUCACCCUCUGAUUCAGGAUCAUCUAAAAGACAGAAUUCAAUAUCUUGAUAAAAAAAAAGGGAAAACAUUUUUAUUACAAAAG
Paramecium sonneborni is the source of this 681-nucleotide messenger RNA. Lineage: Eukaryota; Ciliophora; Oligohymenophorea; Peniculida; Parameciidae. The record is from the annotation of a GenBank genome assembly.